AUGCCAUCAUACGAACUCGAAUAUCCAAAGCAGCCUUUCAGCACCGUGAAUCGAUACAACAAUCGAGCCUCAUACUCCUUACAGCAGAUUCACCAGAUUAUAAACACGACGCACUUUGUCAAUGUAUCGUUUACGGACCCAACCUCGCCCUUUCCCGUCACCAUCCCCAUGAUUGGGCAAAUGGGCUCGUUUACCCGACCCAGCGCAGACACGGGCGACGUCUUGGAUCUAUAUCUGCACGGCUACAUUUCUUCCCGACUGCUCAAUACGUCGCGGAGCAGCAGCAACAACAACACGGACAGCAACGGCGGCGACCAGGAGAAAGAAAAAGAAGAAGGACUUGCCAUUACCGUCUCGGCCACGCACGUAGACGGCCUCGUCCUAUCCCUGACGCCCAACAGCCACUCUUACAAUUACCGCAGCGCGGUGCUCUUUGGGCGCGCCGUGCCCGUGACGGACCCCGCCGAGCGGCUGUGGGCCAUGGAGCUCAUCACCAACGGCGUGGUGCCGGACCGCUGGCGCCAGAGCCGCCUGCCGCCGACGGCGGGGGAGCAGGCCAGCACGGGCGUGCUGCGCGUGGCGGUCGCGGCCGGCAGCGCAAAGAUCCGCAGCGGCAUGCCGUCCGACGACCGCCACGACCUCGACGACGCCGAGCUCCGGGCCCGCGUCUGGACCGGCGUCGUGCCUGCCUGGUCGCACUUUGGCGAGCCGUUGCCCGCUCCGGAUAAUCGCGUCGCCGCCCUGCCAGAGUACCUCGGCGGGUUUGUUCGUGAUUCCAAUGAGGUGGCUCGGGAGAAGGCGCUCGAGCAGGCUGCCAAGACCAUGAGGCCCAAGAAGGAGGAGAGCUGA
Messenger RNA from Pestalotiopsis fici W106-1, 849 nucleotides. RefSeq lists its product as uncharacterized. The transcript is spliced from 2 exons. Bases 1 to 849 code for a protein of 282 amino acids. The record is from RefSeq and is a predicted model, not a curated record. NCBI's taxonomy places the organism in Eukaryota, Fungi, Ascomycota, Sordariomycetes, Amphisphaeriales, Sporocadaceae.